AUGACUAUUGUUGGCCUCCACCCGCUCGACCCGGCCACGGCCGACGAGAUCCAGGCAGCUACUGACAUGGUCAAGAAGCUGUUUGCUCCUGUCCAGCUUCACUUCAAGGCAGGGGGUCUCGAUGAGCCUCCAAAGAAGGAGCUCGUAGCCUAUCUGGAGGCCGAGCACAAGAACAUUCCUCGUCCUGACCUUCCGCGCCGAAUCUUCCUAAUGUGGUACAUCAAGAAGACUCCACGCCUUUUUGAGGCAGUGGUCGAUGUGACCAACGGCAAGAUUGUUCAGCAGCAGGAGCUUCCUCGUGAUUUCCAUGGCCCAUGUGAUCGCACUGAGCUCAACGAGGCUGCUGAUGUUGUCAUGGCAAACGCGGGUGUUGACAUCGAGUUCAAGCGACUGGGCCUGGAGAAGUCCUCGGUUGUUCUGGAUCCUUGGGACUACGGCGUUGACGGUAUUGACACCCAGACGCGCAUGACACAGGUUUUCUUGUACUUGAAAAACCCCAAGAACAACGACCCCGACUCCUCGCAUUACUCAUUCCCCCUGGACUUUAUGGUGCUUGUAGACCUUUGCGCGAUGAAGGUUACCAAGAUUGUUCGCCUUCCGCUAGGUUCUGAUGAGAGUACUACCGAGGGCAAGGCAGUCUCUCUGCAGGAUACGGACCCCGCAGAGCCUGAGUACGACCAUCGUCUUCAGAAGAACGCCCCACGAACCACCAUGAAGCCUUAUAAUGUGAUUCAGCCUGAGGGCGCAUCGUUCACCGUCAAGGGCCAUCUCAUUGAGUGGGAGAAGUGGCGCUUCCGUGUCGGCUUUAACUGGCGUGAAGGAAUUACUCUUCACGAUCUGCAUUUCAUGGGCCGAAGCACCUUCUACCGACUUUCGCUCUCGGAGAUGUUCGUGCCAUACGGAGACCCCCGCGGCCCCAUUUAUCGAAAGGGUGCUUUUGAUCUGGGCAAUGUUGGAGCUGGUGUGACUGCUAAUAACCUUCAGCUUGGAUGUGACUGCUUGGGCACAAUCAAAUACAUCAGCGGCCAUGUCGUGGCAGCCGACGGCACUCCUGCUCCACGGCCCAACGCCAUCUGUAUCCACGAGAUCGACAGUGGCAUCCAGUGGAAGCACACCAACCACCGAACCGGCAAAGCCACCGUCGUGCGAAAAAGACAGCUUGUGCUGCAGCAGAUUAUCACUGUGGCCAACUAUGAGUACAUCUUUGCCUGGAUUUUCGACCAGUCUGGCGAGAUUUCAUUUGAGACCCGGGCCACUGGUAUUCUCUCGACCCAGCCCAUCGACAAGGACUCCAAGGUUCCCUGGGGUACCAGAGUCGCCGACGGAGUCAUGGCCCCGUACCACCAGCACUUGUUCAACGUCCGCAUCGACCCUGCGAUCGAUGGCCACAAGAACUCUUUCGUUUACUCCGACUCGGUGCAGAUGCCUUGGGACGAGAAGCUGAACCCCCUCGGCACUGGCUAUGUCACCAAAGAAUUUACAGUGAACCGAGCGGGACCAGUGGAAGACAGUCUCUACGACGGCCGUGUCUUCAAGAUUGUAAACCCAAGUGUCGAGAACCCAGUGUCCCAGACACCUACCGGAUACAAACUGGUUCCCAUUCGCUCUCAGUUGCUUCUUGCCCAGCCCGGAUCUUGGCACUGGCGACGAUCAGAGUUUGCGGAGUCGCCCAUGUGGGUGACCAAGUACAAAGAUCGUCAGCUGUUCCCUGCCGGCGACUACACAAACCAGUCUCUGGGCGGCCAUGGAAUUAAGUCGUGGGUCAAGGAUCGAGACUACGUUGUCGACGACGAUAUUGUCAUCUGGCACACCUUCGGAUUCACCCACAACCCCAGAGUGGAAGACUUCCCAAUUAUGCCGGCUGAAAUCGCUCAGUUUCAUCUGAAACCGUAUAACUUCUGCCAAUACAACCCGACAAAUGAUGUGCCGCCGUCAAACCAGGCCUUCAACAAGAGCACUCUCUAUGAAGAUGCUGAAAUAAACGGAACUAACGGGAAGGGUGACAUCGAGACCAAGACGAACGGGGAAAAUGGAGCCAAUGGAACAUCUUGUUGUAUCAAAGAUUAG
This is a messenger RNA of Ilyonectria robusta, 2067 nucleotides long. Its product is annotated as copper amine oxidase. The transcript has 4 exons. The record is from RefSeq and is a predicted model, not a curated record. Gene Ontology annotation, molecular function: primary methylamine oxidase activity; quinone binding; copper ion binding. NCBI's taxonomy places the organism in Eukaryota, Fungi, Ascomycota, Sordariomycetes, Hypocreales, Nectriaceae. Gene Ontology annotation, biological process: amine metabolic process. The coding region runs from base 1 to 2067 and encodes 688 amino acids.